AUGGCCAGGGGAAGAGCAGCUUCUGCUUGCGCGUCGUCGUCGUCGUCGUCCAUGGCUAAUCUCCUCAGGCUCGCCGUGGUGCUUGCCAUUGCCGCUACGGUGCGGGUGGCGCGUGGCGGCGGCGGCGGCGGCCAUGACUACCGCAAGGCGCUGAGCAAGAGCAUCCUCUACUUCGAGGCGCAGCGCUCCGGCGUGCUCCCCCGUAACCAGAGGAUCGCCUGGAGGGCCAACUCCGGCCUCGCCGACGGCAAGGCCAACGGGGUGGAUCUUGUCGGCGGCUACUACGACGCCGGCGACAACGUCAAGUUCGGGUUCCCCAUGGCGUUCACGGUGACCAUGAUGGCGUGGAGCGUCCUCGAGUACGGCAGGCAGAUGGCGGCGGCCGGCGAGCUAGGCCACGCCAUGGAGGCCGUCAGGUGGGGCGCCGACUACUUCGUCAAGGCGCACCCGGAGCCCGACGUGCUCUACGCAGAGGUCGGAGAUGGUGACUCGGACCACAGCUGCUGGCAGCGGCCGGAGGACAUGACGACGAGCCGCCAGGCGUAUCGCCUGGACCAUCAGCAUCCGGGCUCUGACCUCGCCGGAGAAACCGCGGCGGCGCUGGCGGCGGCGUCGCUCGUGUUCCGUAGGUCCAGCCCGAGCUACGCCGACAACCUCCUGCAGCACUCGAAGCAGCUGUUUGAUUUCGCCGACAAGUAUAGGGGGAAGUACGACGACAGCAUUCCGGUCGCGAAGAGCUUUUACGGGUCAGUCAAUGGAUACGGGGAUGAGCUAUUAUGGGCAUCGGCGUGGCUAUAUCAGGCAACCGACGACCGUCACUACCUCGAUUACUUGGCGAACAAUGGUGACGCACUAGGCGGGACCGGCUGGGGUACCAACGAAUUCGGCUGGGACGUCAAGUACCCAGGAGUGCAAGUCCUAGCUGCCAAGUUUCUGCUGCAAGGGAAAGCCGGCCAGCACGCCGCCGUGCUGGCGCGGUACCAGCAGAAGGCGGACGUCUUCGCCUGCUCGUGCCUCGGCAAGGUCGGUGGCGGCGGCGACGUCGCCAGGACGCCCGGCGGCCUGCUGUACAAGCGGAGCUGGAACAACCUCCAGUUCGUCACCGGCGCGUCGUUCCUGCUGGCGGUCUACUCCGACCACCUCAGACGGGGGCGGCAAGCCACCGUGCGGUGCUCGGCCGAGCCGGCGCGGCCGUCGGAGCUGCUGGCGCUGGCCAGGUCACAGGUGGACUACAUCCUCGGCAGCAACCCGCGGGGGAUGAGCUACAUGGUCGGGUACGGCGAGAGGUACCCGCAGCACGCGCACCACCGCGGCGCGUCCAUCGUCUCCGUCAAGGCCAACCCGGCGUUCGUGAGCUGCAAGGACGGCUACGUGAGCUGGUUCGGCCGGCCGGGGGGCAACCCGAACCUGCUCGACGGCGCCGUGGUCGGCGGCCCGCACGAGCGCGACGACUUCGCCGACGAGAGGAACAACUACCAGCAGACGGAGGUGGCCACCUACAACAACGCGCCGCUGAUGGGCGUCCUCGCCCGCCUCGCCGGCGGCUGCGGCGGCGGCCGCGGCAGCCGUCUUGGUGGUCAUCAGUCACCUCAAGAGUACAACGCCGGCGUGCGUCUUGCAGCUGCCGAUGACGACGCGUCGUCGCCGGUGGUGGUGAUCGAGCAGAACGCGACGAGGUCGUGGACGCGGGACGGCAGGAUGUACCACCGGUACUCGGUGACGGUGACGAACAGGUCCCCGGCCAAGACGGCGGAGGAGGUCCACAUCGGCGUCGGCAAGCUGCACGGCCCGGUGUGGGGGCUCGAGAGGUCGCGCUACGGCUACGUGCUCCCGUCGACGCUGCCCGCCGGCAAGACCGCCGCCUUCGCCUACACCCACGCCGCGCCGCCGGCCGACGUCUGGGUCAUCGGCUACAAGCUCGUCUGAAUCGACAGUGACGUGGCCAGUUGCAAUCUCAGCCCUCUUGUCAACUUAAGCUGUAGCGGAUCCACUAGCUCGUAGCUAUUGUUUCUGUGCGUCGUGUUUGGAAUAAUAUAUAUGUAGUUCUUCUUUUGGAUUGAUCAUUUGAUAGUUGAAAGCAAACCUCGAAUUAAACUUUAAAUCAGCAUUCAGAAAAACCAAAUGCUGGUUAUUUAAGAUCUUGCAGCUUAAAACUGGACAGAAUUAACACACGACAGUGCGAAAUCAAACUAAAAAAAAACUGUAAUACACGAAUGCAUGAUCCAAGAUUCUAAAGGUCGCCCGUGGUCUCAAAGCUUGCUCAUUUUAUUGAUCUAGACGAUGAUAAAACGCAAACUGAAGUGGAUUUGCUCACGCUCUCAGCUCCUCCGUAAC
Oryza brachyantha (malo sina) is the source of this 2334-nucleotide messenger RNA. RefSeq names its product endoglucanase 1-like. NCBI's taxonomy places the organism in Eukaryota, Viridiplantae, Streptophyta, Magnoliopsida, Poales, Poaceae. The transcript is spliced from 6 exons. Bases 1 to 1926 code for a protein of 641 amino acids. Gene Ontology annotation, biological process: carbohydrate metabolic process. Gene Ontology annotation, molecular function: hydrolase activity, hydrolyzing O-glycosyl compounds; carbohydrate binding. The record is from RefSeq and is a predicted model, not a curated record.